This is a messenger RNA of Eimeria maxima, 2286 nucleotides long. RefSeq names its product WD-repeat protein, putative. The transcript has a single exon. NCBI's taxonomy places the organism in Eukaryota, Apicomplexa, Conoidasida, Eucoccidiorida, Eimeriidae. The coding region runs from base 1 to 2286 and encodes 761 amino acids. Gene Ontology annotation, molecular function: protein binding. The record is from RefSeq and is a predicted model, not a curated record.
AUGGCUAUGAGUCAUUUUGCCGUCGAUAUAGCAGACACAGCAGCACUUGCUACAGCGGCAGCAUCAGCAGCAUCGGAUGAGCCGAGACAAUUCAAGACAUCAGCUGGAGCAGCGGCUGCAGGAGGGUUUCCACUUUGGCGCCAGGUCUUCCUAAGAAGGGCUAGAAUUAAACACUUGCUGCAGCACGAGUGGUUUGCUGAUGUCUGUACAGCUCACGCUACGGCACUAGAAGAAAAUCGCCGGCUCAUAGCGAGCCAUGCAUCUAUUCUGGCUGUCCGCUCGGCUGCAGCAGCACAGGAAGGAGUAUCUGGUGCGGCUGGCACCAGUUCGCUAUUGACAGAGCAACGCCUGCUGGUGCAGAGCGGCCAAGACGCAGCAGUACUCAAGCAGCAGGUAAGGACGGUUCAGGCAGCAGCUGCAGCAGCACAGCGUCAAUAUGAGAAGCACCGACGGCACCUCGAAACGCAGUUGCUUUUGCUGCAGCAGCAAGUGCAGCAGCAGCAGCAGGUACUGGCCGAAAAAGACCGAGAACUGCUGCACCAACAGCGGCUGCUGAGAGAGAAGGAGGAGGAGGUGUCGGAGAAAGAGGCUCAGGCAGCAGCUACACGCAGGACUUGCUUGCUCCUUGUGCAGCAGCAGCAGCAGCAGCAGCAAGCUGUGCAGAAGGCCCAGCAGGAAGUUGCAGCAAAAGCAUUGGAGACCGAAGGCUACCUUCGAGAGUUGCUGCGCUACAAGCAAGCCGAAGCGGCCUCUCUCGAGCUGCUGCAGCAGCAAAUCCAAGCAGCACCACAGGCGAGCGCCGAUCGUCCUAUUGCCACAUCUGUUUCUACUAUUGAGCCGACAAGGGACACUGCAGCGGCAGCUGUCUGUUCAUGUACCGGGCAGCAGCACCAGGAAGCAAUAGCAGCAGUGAAGGCAUCAGUUUCUGGUUCAGUUUCUGCUUUUACCGGUGCUACACCCACGUCAGCUGCAGCCCGUGCUGCAGAAGCUGCAAUCCCGGAAACGCGUGCUGCUGAUGCAGAACCUAGCAACAGCAACAGCAACAGCAACCGCAGAAACAGCACGGCUAGCCGAGGACCACUGGGAAGAUGUCGGCCGCCUCUGCGACUGGUGCAGUCAGCUCGAAUGCACACUGGAGCAGCCCUCUGUUGCUGCUGCAGGACAACGGCAGCUGCAGGAGACGCAAGGGCAGCAGAGCUGUUCGUCUCUGGGGGCGCAGACGGAACCCUUGCUGUGCGCGCUGCUGCCUCUGGAAGAAGCCUCUAUUCCUUCGUUCCCUCUCCGCUGAGGGCUGCAUGCACUGCUGUAGAUUUGCUGCUGAGACACCAACCAAACGUUCCAGCGCCGCUGCAGGAGCAGCAGCAGCAGGAGGCUGUGGCACUGGUUGGUUGUAUGGACGCCACCUUGUACGUAGCACAGCUGCCCAGGGGGAAGGUGGUGGAGACCCUCAAGGCGCAUGCCGGCUCAAUCCUUGCGUGUGGCUUCAUGCAGCCUCAAGGAGACACAACAACAAUGGCAGCAGCAUCCACAGCACCAGCUAGUGCUGCGUGGAGCGUGGCAAAUGACAGAUCGGUGCGUUUGUGGGAUUUGCACCGCAGCGCAUGCAGCCGCACUGCAGUUCUGUUGUCGCGCCCGACAGCAGCAGCAGCAGCGGAGAGUGGGCUGUUGCUAGUAGGUCACCGCAACGGAACGCUUGGCGUCUUUAGUCCCUCCAGCCCGUGCAGCGGUAAAAGCAAGGGCAGCAACGGAUUUUGGGUCCCAGAUAUCGUGUCCCAUACAAUGCACAACUCGGAGGCAAUCGUCGGCUUGGCUAUCUCCAACGACAGACACACUGUAUGCACCCUCGGUGAGGACAAGACAGUGCAGCUGUGGGACCUGCGGAUGCUGCUGCAGCACCGACGGGAGCAACAGGUGGUCCUAGCACAUCCCCUGCUGCGCCGCAACACGGUUGUUGCGUCCCCGUGCUUCUCCCCUUGUGGCCGUAUGCUAGCAGCGGCUACUGGUAACUAUCUCCUCGUGUGGAACAUGCAGCACUCCGCCGGUGUUCAGACACGCCAGUUAGUGGAAUCAGCUGAAGAUUUAGCGAAAGGUCGCAGCACUGCUGUUGACGGAGACGUCGAGAAUCUUCUAGCCCUGCGGAUGCAGCAACCGCAACAAAAGGACGAUGAGGGGCACCCCCAAGUACUCCACUGUGCUGAUGCAGAAAUUUGCUGCCUAUCCUGGAGUAGCAGCAGCAGCAGAUUGUUUGCAGGUUGUAGAGACGGCACAGUGCUCGUUUGGGAAUAG